AUGCCCCUUCGCCUCUGUAACGCAGCUGCUACUUUCCAACGCCUGAUACAAACAGCUCUAAUCGGCCUAUUCUUAAAGCAUUGCAUAAUUUAUCUGGACGAUAUUCCCGUUUUUGGUGGAGAUAUUCGAGAGCAUAACGUCAACCUGAAACUAGUUCUGAAUCGUCUACGAGACACCGAGUUAAUCUUGAACCCGAAGAAGUGCUGUUUCCUGCAACGCUCGACCACCUUCCUGGGACAUUCAGUCUUGUCAGAUGGGAUGGCAGUCACCGAAGACCGUGCUAAACAAACAGAGCUCCUCAGUUUCCUAGGUUUGCCAAAUUACUACCGACGUUCCAUUAAAGGUUUCGCUAAGAUCGCCAGCCCGCUGCAUAAAUUAACCGAAAAGCAGGCGAGGGAGAAUUUCAAGUGGGAGAAAGGGGAUGAUAGGGCGUUUAAAGAACUGGAGCGAAUGCCCCGCUCCGCGUUGAUUCUAGCGCUACCAAACUUCGAAUCGAGCGCCCCACCGUUUGUACUGGACACGGGCGACGCGGCCAAGGGCGGUAUACUCUAA
This is a messenger RNA of Echinococcus granulosus, 552 nucleotides long. RefSeq names its product Retrovirus-related Pol polyprotein. NCBI's taxonomy places the organism in Eukaryota, Metazoa, Platyhelminthes, Cestoda, Cyclophyllidea, Taeniidae. The transcript has 2 exons. The record is from RefSeq and is a predicted model, not a curated record. The coding region runs from base 1 to 552 and encodes 183 amino acids.